CUCACCCGUCCGCAUCUCGCGCGCUCACCUGCCCUGCUUGGACUCCAUCAGACGCAGCUUUCUCUACAGGGACCUCGAGCCAUGCUUCUCUUGCUGUCCACCCGCCAGGUGACAUGGAUUAACUGACUUCGCUUUCUUGAGGAAGGUGCGGCCCCUUUUCUUCUUCUUUCUUUUUCUUUUCUUUUCUUUUUUUUUUUUUCGAAGUUGCUCCACAUCCAGGACGGACGGGACGGCUCGCCCUGCGCUCAGGAAGGGGAUUAGAGAAGGAGACAGGCGACAAGCUACUCGGCUCAGCUACAUUUUUGAUGCUUCGUAUUUGUCAAGUUUAAUACUGAGCGAAAAACUCUGGGUGUGUCUGUCAACCUCUUUGUACGAGAUGAACACACAUCAGGCCGGUCGUCUGCAGCAGAAUGAUGGACGGAGAGAAAGCAGAGCGGGACUGUAACUGGCGCCUUCAUGGAGCCCUGAUACACAGGGCAAAGAGCAGGUAAAUGGAGGUGCAGGACAGGAGCCGCUCCCCGUCCCGUAGGACCAGCCGGGUGGAGCAGGUGGUGGGACGAUGGCUGAGACGUUCCAGAGACUUAGGCAGCAGGUCUCACUCUCUGAGCAGAGACCGGGUUGCAGCGGAUGGGAAGACGGCAGAGUCCAGUGGCUCAGAUCAGAGGAAUUACCCCUUCCGCUUCAACGUUCAGAUCCAACGGGACCACAACAUCAACUCUCAUGGCCUCACUCUGUCUUCCCAGACCCCCAUUCUGGUGCAGGAGGUCACCCCAGGUGGUCCUGCAGAUGGCCGGCUCGUCCCCGGCGACCAGCUUGUGAAGAUCAAUAACGUCGCUGUCGAUGACCUGACCCCGGAGCAAGCUGCUGAAAUAAUCAGGGAGUGUCAAGAUUCGUUGACCAUGACUGUCCUCAGAACAAUGCUGGGCCCCAAGUCAUCAUUCAUCACUCCAGAGAAGAGGGCCAAGCUCAGGUCCAACCCUGUUAAAGUUCACUUUGCUGAGGAGGUGGAAGUCAAUGGACACUCUCAGGGCAAUUCGCUGCUCUUCCUGCCAAACGUUUUGAAGGUGUAUCUGGAGAACGGGCAGACCAAGGCCUUUAAAUUUGAACCAGGCACCACAGUCAAGGACAUUGUGAUGACACUGAGGGAAAAACUUUCUCUGAGCCGAAUUGAACACUUCUCCCUGGUGCUGGAGCAGCAGCACAGCAUUAGUAAACUACUGCUGCUACAUGAUGAGGAGAAGAUACAGCAGGUGGUGCAGAAGAAAGAGGCCCACGACUACAGAUGUCUGUUUCGUGUUUGUUUCAUGCCCAAAAACCUCGAGACCAUGCUGCAGGAGGAUCCCACAGCCUUUCUGUACCUCUACCAGCAGGGGGUGAAUGAUGUGCUGCAGGAGCGCUUUGCAAUAGAGAUGAGGUGUAACACCGCCUUGAGACUGGCUGCACUACACAUCCAGGAGAGAUUGGCAAGUUUUGGACAAUCACCAAAGACCAACUUGAAGAUCAUCACGAAGACGUGGGGAAUCGAGAACUUUGUGUCAUCCACCUUGUUGAGGAACAUGCGAGAGAAAGAUCUGAGGAAGGCCAUUGCAUACCACAUGAAGAAGAGCCAAUCACAGCAUGAUCCCAAGCAGAAGGGCCUGUCAGUCGACCAGGCACGGAUCAACUACCUGGAGGAACUUAGUGAUCUUAAGUCGUUUGGAGGGAAAUCCUUCAGUGCCACCAUGAUGCUCCAGGACAGAGAGUCAAUGGUGACAUUGUUGGUGGGGGCACGCUACGGUGUGAGUCAGGUGGUCAACCACAAACUGAGUAUCCUGUCCAGCCUCACAGAGUUCACCAGCAUCACACGCAUCGAGCUACUGCCUGAAUCCGAAAAGGUCAGCCUGGUCAAAAUAUACCUGCAGGACAUUAAGCCCAUCACGUUGCUAUUGGAGUCAGUUGCAGCCAAAGAUAUGUCCUGUCUGAUAGCAGGGUACUGUCGACUGUUUGUUGACCCCAACCUCAACAUCUUUCCCUGGAUUGAUGACUCCAAGAAGCAUCGAGUGUCGGCUGAGGAAGGUUAUGUGUCACGGUGUGGCAGCGACUCAGACAACUCCUCAGACAUGGACAUGGAUCCACUGGUUGCCAAGGUGUCUCACGACGACAAGCCCUGCCCUCGUGUCAGAUCUUCAUCAGAUCCAGACGGAAGAAAAAAAAAAGAAAAAGACAGAAGGAGAAACAAAGAUAGCAAAGAAAAAGGAGACAAACCCUGGGGGAAUAAGAAGCAAAAAGAAGAAAAGGAUGCUGACACUGAAAAGGAAAAGUGUCCGCUCGAUAAGAACAGAGAGGGUAAGGAUAAAGACAUAGAGCACAAGGAAGAGACAGGGAGUGCUCAGGAUGGUCAGCGAAUACAGAGUGAGAUAACAAAUAAAAGCUCAGGGGGACAACAGGAAAAAGAGGGAGAGGAAGGUAAAAACAUAGGUGGAGAAGAUGUGCGAGCAGCAGAUGAGCAACCGUCCAUAUCAGAGGCAUCAGAUUCUUGUCAGUCUGACUCUCGUGUCCUCACCAGCCCCUCCAGCGACUCCCUUGAUGCUCUGGAGGAAGACGACUUACUUUCAUGUUCUUCUUCCUCUAUUCACCCCAGUGCUCUAUUACAAACCCAUGCCAACAUCCACCCUUCCCUGCAGCUUCAUCACUACUCUCAUCGGAGCAUUCAGCCCCACCUCCUCGCCCCUCCAGCUCCUCACUCCCAUCCCCUUAUUCACCUCGCAACUCAUGAGAGAAGAGGAGGGGGCUGCAGACGGUCAGGUGACGGAGCUGAUCCCCAGCUCCUCACACCCAUCUCCCCCUCUCAAAGCCUUGAACAUGUCCUAAAGUGUCCAGGUAACCCCUGCUCUGAUGACAACUCCCUGUGCUUUGCUGAGCUCUCCCGCCUCGUGGACUUCCUGCCAAGCCCUCCGGAGGCCAGCGAGGAAGAUGAAGAUGAAGAAGAGGAGUUGAGGAGGAGGAGGGGGAAGAUGUUGAAAGAAAUGGAUGAGUCAGUGAGAAGAGCAGGUGAAGGUGGAAGUGUAAGUGGGGAGGGUCUCUUUAAAGAACAUCCACUGUCCCCCUCCUCCCCCUCCUCCAACACAGAGUUUGUGUUUAACUUUGACCAGAGCGACGCUCGCUGCUACUACAAACUCUGCUCCAGCAUCACCCCCGACAGCGCACGCAGCCUCCCCCAGCCCAUUUCAUCUAAUGAUGGAGAAAAUGGAGACGAGGUGAAGGGAGAGCCAGCGAAGGUGGUUAACCUGGAGCCUGUCCCCAUCCUUCAACCACCACCUGGCUUUGGAGACAGCAGCUCAGAUGAGGAGUUCUAUGACGCCAGAGAUCGCUUCACCUCACCUGAAGACCCGACCUCGGGGGCGUUGCCAAGAGACAUUUGCACAGAGAUGAAACUGGACUUCCUCAGCACACUCAGCCUCAGUGACAUCAGAGUCUCAGUGACUGAUGCAGACAAAGAUGGAAAAGCAGAAGCAGACAGAAAAGGAGGCGAGGAGGAAGGAGGAGGCAUAGAAACAUUGUUUCAGCUCAGAAAACGAUCACGAAAGCGGCGUUCCUUCAUGGAAACUGAUUACACCUCGAGGGUCUCGUAUCCAGAGCCAGAUCCAGAAUCAAGGCAGGACUUGCUCUCUAAUAAGCUCCAUAAGAACCAUUUGGCAGAAGCCAAUGAUGCACAGAUGCUGAGCUCAGAUCCUGAACCUUCUGAGCAAACCCAGAAUCCCAGUCCUACUGUCUCCUCUCUGACUCACUCUGAAGGGGAACCAGCUCAGCUCGAGUCAAAGCCCAUCCUGUCCAAACCCCACUUGCGUGGACCUGGCUCUCCUUGUGGUUUUGGGUCUCGUGAGCAGACCAGAGAAUCACAGCCUUCCUCCAGGACAAGGAAACAGGACAUGGAGAUGGAACCAGAUGCAAUGGAAUCCAAAUCGGUCACAGAUCUGGUGAAGGCAGCAUCUCCUACAAUCACCGUUGUCCGCUGCCGAGUGGAUCCAGACGGGAAAGAGUGUGCUGAUCGAAGGGGGGAUGGAAAAGAGGAAGGGGAGGGACAGGAGAGUGGUGGGGAGGGAGAAGAGGAGACAACAGAUGUGCCAGGAAAUGGGCCAUUCACUAGUCAUAUGUUCUUGCCAGAAAUCACUGAGGAGCGGGAUGAGGAUAAGAAAGAGGGGGUAAGAGGGUCCUCGUCCAGUUCAAAGAGACCACUCAUUGGCGCUGAGAGGCAGCCAGAGUCCAACACGCUGCCUAUGUCUUUGAUAGAUGUGAAUAAAAAGGGUAGUAAUGGCCUUUUAGGAGCCCAUCCAGUUACUUUAGAGCAAAAUUCAUAUAUAGCGGAACACAUCCUUGAAAGUGUCUGUGAAAAGUCAAAUCCUCCAUCAUACUCACCACCACCUGCUCCACCCUCAUCCCCUCUACCUCCACUAGCAGUUGUCGACAAAUCAGAAAGUGACUGUUUGGUGAGGGAAGAAACAGGAAGGGAAAACACACGAACAUCUUCAUCCAAUUCUGAGGAGAUGCCACCUUGCCAACAAAAUCACACAAACAAAGCACAGUCACGUUUGGAUGUCACAACCGGUGUCUAUGAGGAUGAAGCCACCAGUGUUGUUAGUGAUGAAGUAAGUGACAGCACCAAUUCGGACAAUGUUUUCGAUGAUGAUGAAGUGAGUAAUUCCUUAAAUUCUUAUAGUGACAAGAAGUAUGACUGGAGCAUAGCUACAAAGCAUAGCAUCAGUGCUAAUUCAACCCCAGCAAGUAAAGGUGAUUGUCAGAUGACUACUCAUAUCAACACUGAAGCUCAGACAAGAAUUCAUCCAGUUAACUCAGAUUAUACUCGUGCUAUAAACUCUAUAACUGCAAAGCUUGGAGCUGCAACAAGUGUUACGUCUCCUACAUUUAAUUCAAGUACAAGACUGAAAAGUGAUUCGGAUCAAAAUGUAGACAAACCACAAAGUGGAUCCAUGCAAAGUGCUGAAACUAAAGAUAGUUUAGCUAGUUCUAGUUUAGGAAAAGCUAACACAGCCAUAGUCCACAAUCUCUCCAAAGACCCUCCCUCUCCAACUCAUUUCCUCUUCCAGACGUGCUCUCCUACCAUUAUGGGUCGCUUAUCUGCCUCCACACUUAGGGAGAAGAUCCAAAAGUUGCCCUUGUAUUUAUCAAGAUCCCAGGAAAAUCUCAGCCAAGCUGGGGUAGGGAAUGUAGCCCAGAGUCCUUCCGCUGACAGCAGUCCUAUGCAAGACAAUGUUGAAAUCACCAUCACAGAUGUUAAUGACGUCACACAAACAAUAGACCUCGAAACAGGCACAACUGCAGAAUCCGUGGAGUCAGACGAUUCGGAUGCAACCCUUACAGGAUCAGAGGUAGAUGGGGAGUUUUUUGUAGAAACAACCUCAGUGAAGAGUUUUCAUUCAGUGCCAGAGGUGAAGGAAGUAAGUUCUCCGUUGCCCGUUCAAAGUGAGCCCAAAUCCCAACACCACAAUCAGCCUCUGUACACGUUUCCUAUCAAGAACACGCCAGGACCAAUCACAGAGCCUCCAGUCUCCAUUGUGAACAACAUCCAAAAAGACACUUCGGGCCAAAAGAUAGACACUCCUGGCCCUAUAAAAGACUCCUCACCCUCUGCCCACCCUCCGAUAGUGGUGACAACACAGAAUCUAAAUGGGCCAGGACUUUCUUUUCACAGUCAAUCACAGAAGGUAAGACGGACCAGUAGCGACAGGCCUUUAAUAGGUCUUUGCAGGCCUUCUGGGCAGAAUUUAGACUCAGCAAAAUCCCUUUCAUCAGGCUGCAGGGUGUUUACCAUCUGUGAGGAACCAUCCCAGACAAAGACCCUAACUGAGGUGGUGACGACCCCACCCUUGAAGCCGGAGUUUGGCUGCAGUUCUGUGCUAGCAUCUGGAUGUGAGUCGGUUAUGGAAGGGAUGCAGAUUCCACUGGAUGCUUGCGGUUGCCCAGCCGUCUAUACCAACUGCUUCAGCGGUGGGGACAGCUUUGACGAGGAGCUGACAGUCUAUGAGUUCUCCUGUCGCACACAGAGCAGCGGAUUGACUCAGACUUCUGGAGCAGGUCUUCCUCUCAUGACCUCUUCACCUGUUCCCUCCUUUCUCUCAACCUCCUCCACCCACUCUCCUUCCUUCCCACGCUCCAUCCUUUUUUCUUCCUCAACCUCUGAGCUCAGCCCUCUCCUCUCACCACUGUCUGACACCUCUGACAGUUUCCUAUCUCAAACGCACAAGGACACCAUCAGUCGGCUAGGCCAGCAGUGCUACCCCGAACCCCCCACAGGUUUCCAAGUACUGCGUGUCGACGUGGAUCAGCUUCUUUCCAUUUUGGAAAGUAGUGGUGUUGACCGAUCAGGCCAUGGAGGUCGCCACCCAAGGGACACCUGCCCUGCUCACUUUACAGAGAACAAGCGGGUGCUGCAGAUAGAGGCACGGCGACUGAUGUCAGGCUGUCAGAAGGUGGUGGGGAUUGGACAGAGCCCUGAGGAAAUGCUUCACUCCCUGGCUGACAGUUUCCGGACCCUGGUGGAGUUGGCUGGUAUAUGCCUCUGGUUUUCUGGGUGCGACAGAUGUGACCGGAGGAAUGCCGAGGCAGUCGCAGGUCUGGCAGAUGUGGCCCGCUCAUUCAGGGACUUCUGUCUGGCAGCGGAGCGAGCCAGCAGCAAGCGCAGCUGCCAGGACCUGAGCACCAAGCUGUUGGCCAAGCAAUGCACAGCGCUCACCGCCUCUGUCUUCUGCCUCACUCAGCUGUUCCGCACCCUCACUGCACUAUGAGUGGAUCACGACCAAUGAAGUGUUAGACCUUCAAGCUACCUAUAGCGUUUGACCUCAUAUAAGUGAGGUCAUCAGUGAGCCCACAGCUGCUGCAGAUGUGGACAGUGUGACCCAGAACAGCCAUGUGUAGGAUGGGCUUUAGAGUGUGAGGUGAGGUUACCUCAGAAACAUACUGGUGUCACUGACAUGACCACUCAAAUGAUCACAACAAACUCAACAUUAUAGAGCCAGUUUGAGAUUGGCGAGGUGCAUGUGGUUACUGACUGAUUUGCUGUGCACGUCUUGGAACCCGCAAACAGUCAGCAAACAACCAUCCGACUGUAAGCGGUGCAAGCUGCAAGAGCAGAACUUGCUUGCAUUCCAUUACAGAAGAACUACUGUACUUGAAUGUAUUAUAUGUUAACUUCUAUGUUUAUUUAUUUAUCAAUUAUUUAAUUAGUGAGUUACUACAGUGAGCAAGUAAGGAAUGUAAAGAAAAGGAAGGAAGAUAUUUGGAAAUGUUUACAGACAAAGCUUUAGACUGAGGAAUAGUGGUGUGUGAGAGCAGUGGGCAUUUUACACACAUAAAUAAGCACACAACCUCAAAUACACAGAGUGAAUCAGUAUUUGAUUGCAUCAAUACACAGGCCUUUUGUGUGACUGACUGAACAUGUGAAGAUAAGGAACACUGAAGUUUACUGAUGCUUAUAUAUCUUUACAUUGGCCAGGCUGUCAGCGCAGACUUCUUUGAAUGUUACUGUUUACAAAAACCAAAAACUCGAGUGAGAAAUGAUUUCAUCAAAUCAUAGAAAUCAAGCCUGAAGCUGUGUUUGCCAUUUUAUAAUUCUAGUAGCAGAAUGCUGAUGUAUGCGCAUUAUGUGACUUCAUGAAACAGUUUGGAUGAGGUACAGUCCUUUGCACAUUCAGUUUGUUGUCAUUUUGCACAGACAUUUGGUAUGAUUUGUUUAAGUGUAAUACAUUUGUUAACACUCUCUUUCUCCACCUCCAGUUAAAACACUGACCCCUCAGAGCAUGGUUACGUGGCUGUCAACCACCAGUCUUUUACACAUACUUAUUGAUUUUUAUAUUAGCUAUCAACAUGUUCUUUGAGAACAGGAAUCUCCAUUCAUCAUGUUAUGUAGUUAGUUUUAAGAAUCUUAAUUUUCCAGCAAUCCACAGGCUUUUCAACAUCAUAAAAACCUACACACCUCUCUCUGAGCUCUGGGGACAGUCAGGAAGGACUUAGUCUACCAUGUCCCUUACACUAAGUGCAUUAUUACUAAAGAUCUCCCAUAUAUUUGUAUGACCACAAACAGUGGCAAACCUGUGAGUCGAUAUGGGCACAGGUAGCUCAAGCAGUGCAGUGUGUAGCACUGUUUGCUAUCUGUUUGCUUUUCAGCUUAUGAUAAACACAUUGAGUGGGAGGUUCUCAGAACAUCUGUCGAACUCACCCGAUCAUUGGUUGACAGCCUAUCGUUGGAGUUCCUUGAACUCAACACAUUUGUCACAAAAUCAUGUCAAACACUGAUUUUCGCAAAAGUUAUAACUGUGGAUAAGCUGUCAUAUUACAGCAUUUUCACUUGGAAUGUUUCUAAAAAUAAAAAGGACCGAAGCACACUGGACCUGCAUGUUCACUGGAGAAAUUAAAGUUAUCAGAAAUAAUUUCACCACUGCAGUGCUGGGAACACAAUUUAAUGCAAACAGUGUUUCUAUAUAUAUUUAUAAUGGCAGUUGAAACACUUUACUUGUUAACUCGUCCUGUUUUGUUCCCUGUGGUUGCAAAAUAAUAUAAUUUCCUGUAUUUUAUUCCCAAUAUGCAGCUGAAAAGAACUGAAUUACAUUUACCUUGAUCUCCAUGAGAAAAUUGCCCCUAACAAAUAAUGGAAAAUAACCUUUUUAACUCAUCAUCUGUGCUCACAAAGCAUGCUGUUAAAAGCCAUAAAAUGCAUUGUUGUUUUAUCAGGGAUUUUAUCUGUGAAUGACUGAAUGAUGAUGUCUGCUCUUGCUUUGCAAUGCUUAACUUCCACCAUUAAAAACAAUGUCAAGA
This is a messenger RNA of Acanthopagrus latus (yellowfin seabream), 8808 nucleotides long. RefSeq names its product FERM and PDZ domain-containing protein 1 (gene frmpd1a). Gene Ontology annotation, cellular component: cytoskeleton. NCBI's taxonomy places the organism in Eukaryota, Metazoa, Chordata, Actinopteri, Spariformes, Sparidae. The record is from RefSeq and is a predicted model, not a curated record. Bases 492 to 6782 code for a protein of 2096 amino acids. Gene Ontology annotation, molecular function: protein binding. The transcript has 17 exons.